CCCGUUAAAAUGUGACCGUCACCACUUCCUAACCUAAAAUGUCAUUGUGAGGGCGUCUACAAGUAUUGAAUUUUUUCACAAUGCUAUAAAAAAAAACAUAAAAAGCCCCACUCGAAUUACACACACCAUUCUCUGAUGCCAGUCGCUCAAAAAUUAUAAACCAAAAAUGUCACGAAAAGCCCGAUUACUUCAAGCCAAAGAUGAACCGUACGAAACCCGGACCAUUAUUUCGAUGUAUAUGUUGGGAAUCUUCAUUCGCUGCUGGUUAAUUUAUUCAAAGUACCAGUCCAUCAUUGGCCACCAUGUCGAAAUAUCCACACCACUCAACUCUUGGAAGCGAGUGUCCGAAGGAUUGUACGUCCAGUCAAAAGGUAUAAAUCCAUACGAAGGAGAUUUAAUCCACGAAGCCCCCGUCAUAUUGCUGCUGUAUCGAAUACUGACACAAACAUUUUACCUACCAGCAGAAUUCUUGUUUCUACUAGUGGACUCACUAACAGCAGUUGUGUUAUACUUUGUGGCGAAAAAAUACAUGUUUCAUCUAUUUGUGUUUCAAGAACGGCAAAAAGGAGAGUAUGCACAAGACAGUAAGGAGUUUAUACUAUCAGGAGCUGACUUCCUCAACUCACCUGUGUUCGUAAUGGCUGCGUUUUUAUUCAACCCCUACACCAUUUUUAACUGUGUUGGACUUUCAACAACAGUGUUUCACAAUUUCUUUCUGGCGAUAUUUUUAUUGUUUAUGUUACAAGGGAACCCAAUUUUAGCCCCAAUUGCUCUUGCGUUUUCAGCUGUGAUGUCUUUGUAUGCAGGAGUACUUAUAAGUCCGUUGUUUUUGUACUUGUAUGUCAUUUAUAAAGAUAAAGUACGGGCGUACAUAGCACUUGGUGUCUUUACGUUAACACUAGUCGCACUCACGUGCUUUUCCUACGUACUAGGCAGUGGAAGUGCGUUUUUGAAAAAUGUGUACGGUUUUAUUCUUACAGUGCCUGACCUCCAGCCCAAUAUAGGUCUAUUUUGGUACUUUUUCACAGAAAUGUUUGACCAUUUUCGAGAAUUGUUUAUCUGCUCUUUUCAAAUUAACGCCACGGUUUUGUAUUUAAUUCCACUUUCGGUGAAAUUUCGUAACGAUCCGUUUUUGUUAACUACCGCGGUUUUGUUUUUAGUUGCAAUUUUUAAGUCUUAUCCUUGUUUGGGCGACAUAGGGUUCGUGAUGAGUCUUUUCCCCUGCUUUAUGCAUUUAUUUAUGUACGCGCAGCAGGGAUUUUUAGUUGGUGUUAUAUUUUUAAUUACGUCGGCUUUAGGUCCGAUUUUGUGGCAUUUAUGGAUCUAUUCGAACUCCGCAAACGCCAAUUUUUACUUUGGCGUGACUUUAGCCUUUGCUAUAGCAGAAAUAUUCCUAGUUACUGAUAUAUUGUUUGCCUAUAUGAAGAGAGAAUUUUGUUUGAAAUACGGGAGUGAAAGGAAAAUUGAUGGAAAAGAAGCAAUAUUAAUGUUAGAAUAGUGGAUACUUUUUGUAAUAAAGAUUGUCUUUUUGAA
Molecule: messenger RNA, 1533 nt
Organism: Zophobas morio
Lineage: Eukaryota; Metazoa; Arthropoda; Insecta; Coleoptera; Tenebrionidae
Gene: PIG-U
Product: phosphatidylinositol glycan anchor biosynthesis class U protein
Exons: 1
Coding region: 167-1498 (443 amino acids)
Biological process (GO): attachment of GPI anchor to protein
Cellular component (GO): GPI-anchor transamidase complex; membrane
Source: RefSeq, a predicted model, not a curated record